This is a messenger RNA of Jaculus jaculus (lesser Egyptian jerboa), 1350 nucleotides long. RefSeq names its product olfactory receptor 149-like. Gene Ontology annotation, molecular function: olfactory receptor activity; G protein-coupled receptor activity. NCBI's taxonomy places the organism in Eukaryota, Metazoa, Chordata, Mammalia, Rodentia, Dipodidae. Bases 1 to 1350 code for a protein of 449 amino acids. The transcript is spliced from 5 exons. Gene Ontology annotation, biological process: G protein-coupled receptor signaling pathway. The record is from RefSeq and is a predicted model, not a curated record. Gene Ontology annotation, cellular component: membrane.
AUGCAGAAUCUCUCAGCAGUGACUGAGUUUAUCUUGCUUGGAAUCCCAUACACAGGAGGUCUGGAGACCAUGCUUUUAGUUCUGUUUUUAUUUUUUUACAUAUUCACUCUCACAGGAAACUUACUUAUCUUACUGGCAAUUGUAUCCUCCACUCGGCUUCACACUCCCAUGUACUUCUUCCUAUGCAAGCUGUCCGUUUGUGACAUAUUUUUCCCUUCUGUGAGUUCUCCCAAGAUGCUGCUCUACCUCUCAGGAAACAGCCCAGCCAUCUCCUAUGCCGGCUGUGUGUCCCAGCUCUUCUUCUACCACUUCCUGGGCUGCACUGAGUGUUUCUUGUACACGGUGAUGGCCUAUGACCGCUUUGUGGCCAUAUGUUACCCUCUACGCUAUUCAGUAAUCAUGAGUCACAGAAUAUGUGCAAUCCUGGCCACAGGGACAUCAUUUUUUGGCUGCAUUCAGGCCACAUUUCUAACUACUCUCACCUUCCAGUUGCCCUACUGUGGCCCCAAUGAGGUGGAUUAUUACUUCUGUGACAUCCCAGUGAUGCUGAAGCUGGCUUGUGCAGAUACAUCAGCCCUGGAGAUGGUUGGGUUCAUCAGUGUAGGCCUCAUGCCCCUCAGCUGCUUCCUCCUCAUCCUCACCUCCUACAGCUGCAUCGUCUGCUCCAUCCUGCAGAUCCGCUCUGCUGAGGGCCGACACAGAGCCUUCUCCACCUGCAGCGCCCACCUCAUGGCCAUCCUGCUCUCCUUUAUGCCAGUUGUCCUCAUUUACCUGCAGCCCACCCCCAACCCCUGGCUCAAUGCAGCUGUGCAGGUCCUGAACAACCUAGUCACACCCAUGCUGAAUCCACUAAUCUAUAGCCUGAGAAAUAAGGAAGUGAAAUGUUCUCUGAGGAAAGUUCUACAGAAAAGUCAGAAGCUAGGCUGGAGAGAUGGCUUAAAGGGAAUAUAUCGCUAUAAAGAUGGAGGAAAAUCCAAGACCAGUGAACUCCAACUUCAGGUCUUUGAGCAAGUUAUCAAACACUUGAAACCAUAUCAGAGAAGGGUCCAGCAAAAAGCAGAAGCAAAGAAAGUUUCUGGUCCAGGGCUCUGCAGUCCCCCUGGGAUGCCUGGAAGAGAAUCCUGUAAUACAGUCAUGGAUACACACUUCUUGGUUCCAGGGACCUCUAGCGGGCUUCAGAGUCAUGGAGCGGCAGCCCCUCAACAAAUGGGGUCUUGGCAAGGAGAUCUUGCUGGAGCCUCCAAAUUAAGAGAUCCCCUUCCAGAUAUUGACACAGCACCAUAUUUGGUGAAAAAGAUACUUAUUCAGGUUUGCAUACCAGAGCCAGGAGAGCUUCUGAAAGAUUCCUAA